This is a messenger RNA of Fusarium vanettenii 77-13-4, 1239 nucleotides long. RefSeq lists its product as uncharacterized. The record is from RefSeq and is a predicted model, not a curated record. The transcript is spliced from 2 exons. Bases 361 to 912 code for a protein of 183 amino acids. Lineage: Eukaryota; Fungi; Ascomycota; Sordariomycetes; Hypocreales; Nectriaceae.
UCUUCCCUUCCUCUCCCAUCAUAUCAUCUACAAAUCUACAGACCCUCAAAUCUUGGUCACAUCUAUUCAGCGUUUCUUGCCUGUUUUUCUUAUUCACGAGCUGGAGCUCCUUUUGAUCAGUGCUUGACGCAUCCACCAACUACUUACUCGCCACACACCGAGAAGGUACAUCUCCCUUUGUUUAUACCGUCGUGUCCAUUCCAAACGACCCAAACAAAGACAUCAACCACAACAACAAACAACCACGCGCAAACAAACAACUUUUUAUAUAACUCUAUACACAUACCAGCCCAGCGCAGGUCGCAAUUCACAAUUACAAACUCUUGCGAUCAACUCUUCACACACACAACAACCGUCACCAUGGCUUCUUCAACCGAGACAACUUGCUACUACCUCGUUCCCAAUCUCCAGGCCCUCGACCCCUCAGCCCGCGAAGUCGACGCUUCAGCCUACACUUGGGUCCAGCCCACCAUCAUCGAGGAUGAGGAUCUUACCUUUGGCGGAAAGGCCUUGAGUACCUGGUAUGAGGAGGAACGUCGCCGUCUCAGCAGCGGCAGCGACGAGGAGGAGCGCCGCGGACGCGAGCGCGUGAGGAGGAAUUACUCGCGAUCUUCCAAGUCGCACAAGAAACGCGUCCAACGACCUCGACAUCUACCGCCACUAGCAAUCCCAUGCUUUCUCCACGGAUCAGCCUGUCAAACAGACAAGGCAUCUCCAUCUACCAUCUACCUCUUGCAUCCUACCUCACAGACCUCGCCAUCACAACGAAACGACUAUAGACACUCAGACUCAGAUAUCCACCCAACCCGAUACACCUCCAACCUCUUCCACCUGGGAACACACAUGUACAACUUCCCUCAAACCCAACCUACCUCUUCUCUUUUGCUCGGUCUACAUCAGCAUCAGCAUUAGCAUUCGGAACUCUCACGGAAAGCGCAUUUAGACUUAUGGAGAAACACGCAUUUCUCUGCCGAACCCCCAUUUCAUCAUCUGUGCAAGGCGGGAAAGCACAGAAGGGGGUCUCGCAACAUCCUUCAGGCGUUGUUUUAUUGUUUUAUUUUGCAUUUGGGAUACCCCACACGGUUGGAAAUUAUUUAUUACCACGACGCACGCGGGCGUGACUUUCACUGUCCUGCUUCUGUGAUCUCGGUGCGAAGGGGGGCAAAGGGAAUCGGAUCCUGGAUUAUGAGAUGGGCGGCGACUCUGAUCCCGCAAGAGGUAGCUCUUACUGAAUGGCAG